CGUCGCCGUCGUCGCCGCCGCCCACCUCUGGCACGGCCACGGCCGCAGCCACGGCCGCGCCCGCCACGUCCACUGCCACCGUAACCACCGCUCCUGCCACUGCCGUCGCUGGUGGUCCAGAAGUGAGUGAUGUGCCCCCACCGGCCCCUCCGCCCCCUGGCGGCAGCGUGUCAGUCGCCACCUCCACGUCGUCGGUGCCGCCCACGGCCGGCAUGCCCACGGGCCCCGGCGACCGCCCUGCACCACUCACACUGUCUGAACUGCCCGAGCCGCCCAUCCCGGUGUCCGAGAUCGGGCCCAUCCCGCCGCCGCCCAUGUUCAGCUCGUCUCCGCAGCCACCGCCCACCUCUGUCGGCAUGCCUGUGCCCACAUUCUUGUUUGACGAUCAAGAUGAGGGCUCGUGCUGCGAUGAAGGUGAGGAUGAAGAUGAUGAAGGUGAUGAAGACGAUGCACACUACCUGUUCCGUGUUCCACAGCCUGAUCCAAGUAUAGACACGACACGUGUUGAGGAGAUACCGGCAAAAGAACCAAAGUUCCAUGCUGUGCCGCUUAAGUCUGCAUUGAAAAAGAAAGGUAGUGGAGGCAGUAAUACAGGAGGGAGCGGUCCAGGUACUCCACAGAACACACCAACACAAGAAAGCAGGCCUCUCACUCUGCGCCAGGACCAUACGUCCUUCAAAAGGCCAUCUUCUAGACCUCGAACAAGGAUAAGUGCUCGUCCUGUGAGAUUCGGAAUCCCUCUGCCAUGUACAAUGGAAAAUAAGGAGAACACAAGGCCAUAUGUGAUAAGAGAGGAUGGUGAUGGACCAGUCCUUUAUCGAGAAGAUGCUGACAGUGAUGAGGAAAGUCGCCUUGCUGCUAAGAUUGCACGGAAAGAUAGUUUGGCUCUGAAACUUGCUUUGCGGCCCAACAGGCAAGAACUGAUUGCUCGCAACAUAAUUCACGAAGAAAGUGAAAAUGAACGAAUGGAGACAAAGGAAGCAAUUGGUGCACGGCUGAUAAGGCGGCUGAGCAUGCGACCAACACAAGAAGAAUUGGAAGAAAGGAAUAUAUUAAAAAAACAAAGUGCAGCUGAGGAAAAGAAGAUGAAAGAAGAAAAGAAGAGGAUGCUUCUGCGAAAGCUUAGUUUCAGGCCGACAGUUGAAGAGCUCAAGGAGAAAAAGAUCAUUCGAUUUAAUGAUUACAUUGAAGUAACACAGGCACACGAAUAUGACAGGAGGGCAGAUAAACCAUGGACUCGCCUCACACCUAAGGAUAAGGCUGCCAUCCGUAAGGAACUCAAUGAGUUCAAAAGUUCUGAAAUGGAAGUGCACGAAGAAAGCCGUCACCUCACAAGGUUCCAUAGGCCAUGACGACAGCAACGUAUAGGCAAGGAAAUCCACUGGGCCAGUGUCAUUCAGGGGCCGCUCAUGAAGAGUGUACUUGUGAUAGUGAUGCUGCAAUAUAGUGUUACGUCCAAGCUGACUGACUUUUACACUCUCAUCCUGGCCAGAAGUGAUCCUUUUUUCAUAUGAAAAUGAAUCACAUCUGUUACAUAUUGAUUAAUUUCAUAUUAUUAGAGCAAAUUUGUGUGUAAGAAACAAAUUUUAAUAUCUCGUCUGUAAAUAAUGUAAAAUUACCUUUGCAGCCAUUUCUCGCAGGGAUGGCUUCUGGACUCAGUAGUGCAUUUUUUGGCACAACUCUUUAAGGGAAAGAAAGUAAUGGUUACCCACCAAAUCUUUGUAGAUCAGUAAAUUUCAGAAGUGGAGAUGAGUCUGCAGUUUUGUUUUGCCUGGUUGUGUAGCUGUGGGUGUUCAUGGCUGCAGUUAUGCUGAAUGUAGUUCAUGAGAUAAUUGCCUUAGAAAAUUGAUUGUUUCUAUUAAGCCUGUCUAAAAUGGCAACUGUAUUUAUUACUGUUUUUGUAGAUAACAAUGAUCAAGUCUUAACCCUGUGGUUUCUCAGAGUAUUAGAGAAAUCAUUAUGAAAGUUUUAUGUCACUACCAACUUUCUCGGGACAUGAACAAAUUAUUUUUAAUUAUUCCAGUUUUCUUUAUAUAUUGAGUUAUUAAAUGAUAUGUGAAUGCACUUAGUCUUGUUAUUAAAUAAAACUAUAUAUUUCCUGAUGAACAUUGUGCAUGUAGGAUAUUCCCAGAAAAAAAUAUCAGUGUCUGGCUGGUUGCACCAUUGCCCUGUAAUUAAAAAUAAAAUUCAAUCUAUGUUUUUAAACAAUUUGUGAGAGAGGUGUAUUUGAGUGUAUUGUUGCAAUAUUACUGCUAGAAACUGAAGUUUUAACACUUGAUUUAUCUUUCAAGUGAUUUUUUGAUAAAGUUCUUCUGUAGUGUACAUCAAUAUUCAUUAUGAAGUCAGUAAAUCCUCCUAAUAGUUAUUCUUUUAUUUUGUGAUUUAUUACUCGACAUAUUACCCUAAACAUAAGAAAAUCUGCAUUAAGUAGUUUUUCAGAAUCAGAACUGCUGAAAAAUUAUGAAAAUUUAUAAUGAUCUCACUCAACGUAUGUUACCAGUAGUUAACUAUUAUCCCUUUGAAUAUGGCUACUAUAACCAUGAUAUGAUUUUUCAUUCUUACCAGUGACAUUGCAACUGUACAUCCUGACAGCUUUUGUUUUAUUAGCAGUUAACAAUUACAAAUAAUAAAAACAGAAGUUAAUAUUAAACAACCAAAAAUGGAAAAAGGGGGAAAUUACUCACUUGGUUUGAAAACAGAAUAAUGAUGGUAACCAAUGUUGUACCAGCAACAAAAAGAACUACCUUUUCAGAUAUAAAAUAUGGGUGGUGUAGAUGAAGUAAACAGAACACGUUAGCAAGAAACUAUUGAGUCUGAGGAGUGUUUAAGUCUAUACAGCUGAGAAAGUUGGAGGUUUUACAAGUGUCAUAUACUAGAGCACUGCUUGCUAGUAAUAAUUACAAGAAUGUCAAUGUGAAUGUGAAUUUCAGCGAUCCCUUAGUGAAACAAUUAAGAACUUCAUUGUAUGUAAAGUAGAUUAACAGAAUCAAAGUAAUAAUUUCAUGAAUGAAAUGAAAGACAAAUAACAACAGACAAAUUUAAGGGAAGGAGAAUUGGGAGAAAGAAGGGAAGAUAAGGGAGAAAAUUGACAAGUAGCUGAAAAACCAAAUGGCAAAUAUAUGAAAAGAGUUAAACAAUAAUACAAACAAAGAAGGCCAGUGAUAAUGUGAGUUUGCUUAGUUAGUUUCAAUGAUAAAACAGCUAUCAUAUGUUUAGUUCCAUUGCUAGGAAGGGGAAUGUUGACAAAUUAGAUGCAUUACAGACACUGAGAUGCCACCUUUUAAUUUGGAAAAUGAUUUCUACAUAACUUUUACUUUAUGUGCAUACCAGUGGAUAAAGGGGGGAAAAAGAUCCCUGGAACAGAGAGGUUAAAUAAUGCAGGCUAAUAUUUUACAUUACAUAUUUGUUUGAUAUAUAUAAUUUUUUCAUUGUCUUACUUAUAACAAAACCCAAUAUUAACUAAGAAUGGUUUGAUGAGCUUUUAUGCAUCUUCAUUAUUGUCCUUAAUUGAUUACACUUUCCUCCUUUUUUCCAAUGGAUCAGAUAGGUUGACCUUGUGCGUUCCUGAUGCCACCUCAUCAUCCAUUGUUAAAGAAGAGCUCAGAUCUGUAGUGGUUUUGUUACAUUUUCCAAUUUUUUUUGACGGGUUGAUAUUCACUUCUACCCAACUGCAUCAAAAGAAAGUUGUGAAGAGUCUUCAAAAAGCUUCAUAUAAUGUCUUUAUUCAGUAAGAUCAAACUGAUUGUUAUUGAUAAUGCAAUUUAAAUAUUACCAGUCUGUGCACAUUAUGUUCAAUGAACAUAAUGUUUCCCAAUUUAUUACUCAUGAUAUUUAUGCAUACCGUAAACAAUAGCAUAGUGAUGAAUGUCUUGAGACUGUUGCUCAUUUUUUGUGUAAUGUUAUUCAUACACAUAUGAACAUUAGUGCUUUAUUGUCCUUAUUUGGGAAAUUUCUGAUGUGACCUGUUUUUGGAUAUCUUUUCCUAGUUGAAACUGAAUAGUAUUUGUCAAGAGAUAUAUUCACCCAGAUGUGUGUUUGGGAAGGCAUUCUCUGUGAUAAAAUUUUCUUAAUGUUCGUUACUGACAAAUCAUUCUUCACUACACACAUAUGAAAUUGAUGUGCAGUGUAAUACAUGCAGCAGAUGUUUUUGAAAAACAGAAGAAAGAGAGAGAGAGAGAGAGAGAGAGAGAGAGAGAGUGUAAGAGAGAGAGAGAGAGAGUUUUACUUGGUGAGUAAAAUUGCAUAGUGUGAACCAGUUAUCCAACAGGCAUGUAUGUCAAUUACACCUUUAUGUGGUAUAUGGAAAGAAGCUGCAUGAACCAGUUUUUCUGCAAAAACUGUUUAAAAAUGAGGCAUUUCAAAUGAUUUUUUUUUGCAUUAGCUGUAUCAUGUUUUGACCCAAAGUGAUCUAUAGAUGAUGUAGCAGAAAUCUUUUUUAAGUAUUUUAUGUGAGAUUAGAUUUUCAGGAUAUUCCGUGAAAUAUAUUUUGCUAGGAAUUUAUCUUUGAACCUAAUUUAUGUUUGAUAUUUUUGUACUGAUCUUCAGUGAAAGUGCAGCUUACCCCUUACUUUAUCACAGGAGAAGUUGUUUCUUUAUUGUAUAUAUCUGACAUUUUAUAACUGUGUGAAGCUCAGAAGUUGAUCGAUUUAUUGCAGUAUCUUUGUUGUUACUUCAUUUUUAUCAUUAUUUGCUAGAAACUUCUAAAAAAACAAGAAUCAAGGAUUUAAAAAAAAGUUUCAUUGACAGUCCUCCCCUUCCAGGUAUGGAAUUAUUCAAUCUUCCAUUAAAUACUUUUGCAUUUAGGUAGGAAAUUUAUAUUUGCUUGUGUUUGAUUAUACACAAAAAUUUUCAUUGUUUGAUUGAGAGCUGGCCACUCUUUGUUUCUGUCUAUCUUUUACUAUAGUAGAACAUUCCGUUUGUGGAGGGUCAGAUAACAAAAAAAUUGGUUUUUUUUAUUUGCAUCACUCAUCCUUCAUUAAUUAACUUUUGUUAUGUUAGGGUACAAGAGCUGUUAAUCCCACUGCAUACCAGUCCUCCUUACUAUCCCAUCUCAAACAGCGAAUUGUGCAGUAUCCCACAAUAGGUACAGUAGUUAUAUUUCUACCAAGUAUCAGAAUAACGAGACUUUUAAUUACAUGUUAUACACUGCAAAAAUUAUUUAAUGCCUUUUUAUUUCAUGCAUUUUAUUAUUGCAUCAAUGAAUGUAAAUCUCUUUUAUGGUGAAAUUUCUGUAUUUCACACAUCACAUUAAUUUUUAAGAACUUAUUACAUAUGUGUCACAUCAUGUCUACAGAGACAGUUUCUGCAAUGUAUUUGUUGUGAAAUGUCAAAGGGUAAGGAAGUCUACAAACAAGAAUUGAAACUAAUAUAGUGAGAGCUAAACUUUGAAGAAAUGUGAUGUAAUAACUGACUGUCUUGGAAUUAAUCACUACACUUCACUCAUGAAGGUUGUGUAUGAAUACACUCUCUCAGUUUCCCACAAAUAUAUUUUGUUAGCUGAAUGAUUUGAAUAUAAAAAUAUUUCUGUAAGUAGAAAUUAUACAUAAAAUAUACAAAAACUAUCACAUGUAGCAAAUGACAAAGCUUAUCUUAGUUGUAAGGCUAUCACUUUUUUGUAUCAAUAUUUACAAUUUUGACAACUCUUAAAAAUUUUGUUAAGAGUGUUUGAAUGUAAAUUGUGAUGAUGAACUUAUUUUGUUCUAAAUAGGGGCCAUCAAAAUUUGGCCAUUAAAUAGUAAAAACCUCAAGUGUAUCAAAUUUUAUGCAUUCACAAUGUAAUUCUGUAUCAUAGUCAUUUUAUUUGUAUCAAGGGAAAAUCAUAACUGUGACCAAAUUUUUUUCUUUUUAUUUUUCUUUUUCUUUUUUCUUUCUUUUUUUUUUUUUUUAAAAAAAAAGAGAAUAGGCAUGUGGCAGCCUGCUGAACAUGUGCAGUUCAAUGAAGGACUGCUCUCAUAACUGUGCGUGUUUCAUUAUUUAAUUUUUCUUAAAAGUGUCUUCCGUGCAAACAUCAUUUGCACUGCUUUGACAAUUAUGUGUUGUGCAUCUUCUGCAGCCACUGUGAUUAAACCCAUUAAGAAAAUAAAAACAUAAUUUUUCCAAAUUUGUUUUAUACUCUAGCUGACUACUGUAUGGAUUAACACCACAGAGGUACUGAUGUGAAAUGACUGCUAGCCUAUGAGAUGUGAUUAUUGUAAAUCUAUUGGUCUGUGCUACUGCAAAGAAUAUUAAUUUUUCUCUGUUUUGAUUGAUCCAAGUGGGAACUCCGUGAGUCAAAGGUGUUAUGCAAGCAAUUAAACAAUUGUACUAAAGAAAACUCAAAUACCUAGACUCAAGUUUGACAGCAUCACAUAAAAGAUAAAACUGAAUCUCAAACUUUUAGAAUUAGAGACAGAUUACUUUUUAAUUUAAACAACAGAAAGGAAAAUACACAAACAAUAGCAUUCUUAAUAAGGGGCGAGAAGAGAAGAUUACAUUCUUAGUUUAAUCUUUAAUUCAUGAGUAGCAGUGCUCUACUUCUAGAAGUAUAAGAUUCAGUCAUAAAAACGCAAACUGUAUAAGUUUUGGGUGGGUAAAGACAUUUGAUCUAUAUAUUUAUAGUAGUUGCCACUACAAACAUGGAAUUAAUAACAACACAUCUGUACCUUUGUGUUAGCAGUUUGUUUAAUAACAAUAGAUUCUCUAAAGUCCUGCCAUAAAUAAUAUGAAAUGUUAUUUGUAGUUGAUGGGCUGAUGACUGUAAAGUGUUUGAAACCUUUUUUGCAUCAAUUGUUGAGUGUGACUGUGCUGUAAACUAAUUGUAAGUAUGUGGAGUGAAAAUGAGUUGUCCAGUUUUAUGCAUCAGUAUAUUAUGUAAAAUCA
Messenger RNA from Schistocerca cancellata (South American locust), 6858 nucleotides. RefSeq names its product phosphatase and actin regulator 2-like. The record is from RefSeq and is a predicted model, not a curated record. Bases 213 to 1352 code for a protein of 379 amino acids. Gene Ontology annotation, biological process: actin cytoskeleton organization. Gene Ontology annotation, molecular function: actin binding. The transcript has 10 exons. NCBI's taxonomy places the organism in Eukaryota, Metazoa, Arthropoda, Insecta, Orthoptera, Acrididae.